This is a messenger RNA of Botrytis cinerea B05.10, 618 nucleotides long. RefSeq lists its product as hypothetical. The record is from RefSeq and is a predicted model, not a curated record. The transcript is spliced from 3 exons. Lineage: Eukaryota; Fungi; Ascomycota; Leotiomycetes; Helotiales; Sclerotiniaceae. The coding region runs from base 70 to 450 and encodes 126 amino acids.
GCUUUUAAAUAUCUCCAAACUUUCCAAAUCCUCUACCCAAAACUCCAUCUUUGAACUUCAUCUACAAACAUGGAUGGAAUGAAACCCGCCGAGCUGGUCGCAAAUUUCAGAAAAUUCGAUCUCGCCCAAACACGUCAAGCAAUGUCAACCUUCCAAGCACAAAGCGAUAUAAUUGCCAGUGAUUUAACGAAAGCGAGGAAAUUAAUUUACGAUAUCGAAGAGCAACUUCGAUUGUGGGUUGACGGAUAUGAACGAUCUUCUCAUAGAUCAAGGCAGAAAAUGGAGCCAGAGAUCCGUAGAUUGUUGAAAAACGGCGAAAAUGCCUUGCUGGAGUUGAAGAAACGUCAAGAGGUUCUUGAGAAGGCAGAAAAACGUGGCAUUGCUAUUGAUGAGUUGUUGAGAAAGCAUUUGAAGAGCUUGCUGGAGAGAGAGAUGGGACAAAAUGCAUGAGGAACAGACAGAUCCAAAGAUCUUAAGUGGGGGCAAAUGAUUCAGCUUGCGGGUGGAAAUCAUGGUCAUUGCAGUGCAGAAAGGGGAGGUUAAAGUUAGCAACUAUGCAUGGCCGCUCAAGGACCACGUACUUGACUAGAUUACUUCGAAUGUAGAUCAAUACUUCCA